AUAAAAUCUAGCCCAUGCUCUAAUCAAAACGAAAGCUUACACAAAUCUAACAAAAAAAUUAUCACAAUAAUGACUGAAUACACUUUUGUCAUUGUCGUUAACUUCUUGGUCCUUGUCCUAGUCUUCAUUUCCUCAGAGACAGUAAUAGCUUCUUAUGAUGAAUUCGAAGCAUAUGAUGAAGAACAAUUAGUUCCAUCAUCUCGAUAUGAAACGAUCUCACCAUCUGAACCUCCUUUGGGAGAUUUAGACAAUGUAGUUUUUGAUGUCUCCGAGUUUGGUGCCAUCCCCGAUGCCGACACAGACAGUACUUAUGCGUUUGAGAAGACAUGGGAAGCAGCUUGCAAGCACGAAGGAAUAACAAAGUUUUACGUCCCAGAAGGUAAAUUCUUAGUGGGAGCGAUCGAGUUCAAGGGCCCUUGUAGUACUAAAUCAACUUUGGAGGUAGAGAUUAGAGGAGAUCUAAUGGCUCCAACGAGCAUUAAGCAGUUUCCAUUUAAUCAAUGGAUUACAUUUACUCAACUAAACGACAUCGUCUUGUACGGGCGUGCUAACUUAGAAGGUCGAGGCGAAGUUGAAGCCUGGAAACAAGAAAGUUGCUGGAAAGCCUCCAAAUGUGACAAACUCAUAACGUCUUUGAUAUUAGGCAACGUAUCAAAUGCAAUCAUCAGAGACAUUACGUUAUCAAAUGCGAAAGGGUUUCAUUUGGGAUUACACUUUACUCAAAACGUAACGGUCCAAAACGUUAGCAUCAGUUCACCACAGGACAGUCCCAACACCGACGGGAUCCACGUGCAUAGCUCCUCUUACAUCAGCAUCAACAGCUCAACCAUUGGAGUCGGAGACGAUUGCGUCUCCAUCUCAACUGGGAGCUUUAACGUGCUCGUUUUCAACACACGUUGUGGUCCAGGCCAUGGAAUCAGUAUAGGAAGCUUGGGGAAGAAUAAGAACGAGGAGGAAGUGAGAGGGAUUAGGGUUCAAAACUGCACCAUUAACGGAACUGAUAACGGAGUUAGGAUCAAGACAUGGCCUACAUCGCCGCCGAGCCAAGCUAGUGAUAUGAUAUUCGAGGACAUUAUAAUGAUGAACGUCUCUAACCCCAUUAUCAUUAAUCAAGAGUAUUGCCCUUCUAAUAGCUGCAGCACCACCUUUGCGUCGAUGGUGAAGCUGAGCAACAUAGAGUUCAAGAACAUAAGGGGAACGUAUAACACUGAGUUCGGUGUGACUCUUAGAUGCAGCUCUCUCGUGGCAUGUGAGAAUAUAACUCUUAUCGACGUCAAUCUUAGCUCUAUCAAUACGACGGAGGAGAUGAAGCAAGAGAGGUUUAGUAUGAAGGGUAGUCUUCAUGGCUUAGCAGUUUUUAACUCCAAUUUUAAUUAG
This is a messenger RNA of Eutrema salsugineum, 1377 nucleotides long. RefSeq names its product exopolygalacturonase. The transcript has 5 exons. The coding region runs from base 70 to 1377 and encodes 435 amino acids. The record is from RefSeq and is a predicted model, not a curated record. Gene Ontology annotation, biological process: carbohydrate metabolic process. NCBI's taxonomy places the organism in Eukaryota, Viridiplantae, Streptophyta, Magnoliopsida, Brassicales, Brassicaceae. Gene Ontology annotation, molecular function: polygalacturonase activity.